AUGUUUAACGUGACUUUAUUAAGUAAAUAAUAUGUGCCAACUAAUAGAUUGAGUGGUAAAUGCUAUUAACAUUAUUGUUAAAAUAAUUCAUAAUAAUUGAUUAUUGAAGUAGGAGAUUAAAAGGUUAUUUGCACCAGAAACUUAGAAGAAAAAGAAGUUAGUGGAUAUAAUGGAUAUAUUUAAUGCCCAGAUAAUAUAAACGAGUUUUGUAAUUUUAAAAAAUUCUGUCCAAACUACUGUAAUGCAAACGGAUAUUGUUUAAACGGAUAGUGCUAUUGCGCUAAAGGAUUCUAUGGAAACGAUUGCUCACUUUAUAAAAAUUAGUGA
Ichthyophthirius multifiliis is the source of this 327-nucleotide messenger RNA. RefSeq names its product leishmanolysin family protein, putative. The transcript has a single exon. Lineage: Eukaryota; Ciliophora; Oligohymenophorea; Hymenostomatida. The record is from RefSeq and is a predicted model, not a curated record.